Molecule: messenger RNA, 5242 nt
Organism: Bombyx mori (domestic silkworm)
Lineage: Eukaryota; Metazoa; Arthropoda; Insecta; Lepidoptera; Bombycidae
Gene: rin
Product: ras GTPase-activating protein-binding protein 2
Exons: 7
Coding region: 220-1521 (433 amino acids)
Cellular component (GO): cytosol; ribonucleoprotein complex
Molecular function (GO): mRNA binding
Source: RefSeq, a predicted model, not a curated record
AGUUCUGUAAAAGAUUUCCGACAAGGCUGGCAGCACUGACUGGCCCGUACCGAACCACCCUAAACGGUGAGGUAGGCUCUUUUCUGUUUUCAGAAAGUUUAUUGAAAAACUUGCGCGUAUUUAGUGAUUGUUUAUUUCAGUGUACACAAGUUUAAUGCCUAAAUUGUAUUGAGGGCAGCGUAUAGCAGAAGGCUGUAUCGCUCAGUGUCAACAACAGCGAUGGUCAUGGAGGCGUCCCCAUCUCCGCAGAGCGUCGGCCGCGAAUUCGUCCGCCAGUACUACACGCUCCUGAACAAGGCGCCCGCCCAUCUCCAUAGAUUCUACAACAAUUACUCGUCGUUCAUCCACGGCGGUCUCGACGCCCCCAACCGCGAGACGCUUCCCGUUGUGGGACAGAAGCAGAUCCACAAUCGCAUCCAGCAGCUCAACUUCCGCGACUGCCAUGCCAAGAUCAGUCAGGUGGACGCUCAAGCGACCCUGGGCAACGGCGUCGUGGUCCAAGUGACGGGCGAGCUCUCCAACGGCGGGGCUCCGAUGCGCCGCUUCACGCAGACCUUCGUACUGGCCGCGCAGUCUCCGAAGAAGUAUUACGUUCACAACGACAUCUUCCGUUAUCAGGACAUAGUGUUUUCGGACGAAGAAGGCGAAGGAUCUGGUCGCUCUGAAGGCGAAGAGGAGGAGAGCGCCGCCAACGCGGGGGCCUAUUUCCCUCCCCCGCCCAACGCGUUCCCGUCGGCGCCCUUCCCGCAGCCGCCGCACGCCCCCCUCGUGUCCCCCCCGCCGCCCGCGCCCGCCCCCCCGGCGCCGCAGCAGCCCGCGCACCACCUCAAUGGACACCCUCAGCAGCACGACGACGUGUCCCGGCACCUCGUUGCCGCUCUACAAGCCACGACCGCGCCGAGCGAGCCGGAGCCCGAGCGGAGCGCCACCCCGCCCCCCGCCCCCGCGCCGCUCGACGCCGCGCCCGAGCCGGAGCCCGAGCGCGAACCCACUCCGCCGCCACAACCAGCAACCGUCCCUCCGGAACCGAAGACCUACGCGAACCUCCUGAAGUCGGGGUCGAGUCAGGCUCAGCGCGCCAUGCCGGCGGUGGUGCCGAGCAGUGCGCCGCCCCGCGCCCCCCGGCCCGCGCCGCCCCCCGGCUUGCCCCCCGCCCCGGAGGCGGCGCGGCGCUACUCGGACGCGCAGCAGCUGUUCCUGGGCAACCUGCCGCCCGGCGCCAGCGAGGACGAGCUGCGCGCGCUGUUCGCGCAGUUCGGGCCCGUCGCCGAGCUGCGCGUGCACGCCAAGAGCGCGCCGCCCGGCCAGCCGCGCCUGCCCAACUACGGCUUCAUCACGUACGAGAGCUCGCAGGCCGCCAGCGAGUGCCUGAGCGCGGCGCCGCUGUACUUCCCGCCGGACAGCGCCGACGCCGUCAAGCUCAACGUGGAGGAGAAGAAGGCGCGCGGCCGCGAGCCCCCGCCCCGCGCGCGCCGCCCGCCCUCCUCGGCCCGCGCCCCCCGCCCCGCCUACCGGCGCUAGGCCCCGCCAGCCCCCGCCACCCGCUGCGGACGCGCCCGGUGUACACUCCUGUAUGUUACUUAUAUAACUUGCCUCCCUCACUCACAUAAACUAUUAUACAUCUGCCGCAGUUCUAUUUUAUUUAAAAAUCAUUACGAAAAUUAAUUACAUUCCUCUCCGUUGAAAGUAAUGUUAAAAAUUGUAUCCCUGUUCACGGUGACGAAGUUCUAUGUAAUACUCGCCACCAGUAACACUGAUCGCAUUAAAUUCACAAAUUUAUUCAUUUGUAGUUUAAAAUUAUGAGAUAAAAAAGAUCUCAGAUUGACUUUUUUAACUGCAGACCAUAGUUAAUUGUUUAGCUGUACGAGGACCGCUCGCCUCGCCGCGCUGAUCUGUUGGACUGAACUGUUCAUUAAAGAUAGAUAAAGGAGUUCUGCUUUUGCAUUCCACACGAAAUGAAUUGUAAUCCAGUCACACAUACAGUUGGUGCCACAAUACAAUUUCCUUUCUGCAACAGAUGAAUUAGCUUUUCGUUAGUACGGCAAUCUGACAAUGGCAUUAGCGUAGUCAAUGUUAAAAGACUGCCGGCCGGGGAGCCACGCUAGUACGUACAGAAGACCAGGUCUUUUCACAAAUUGUAAUGUCCGCAGCGGUACUUAAUUUCUAAUACAUUUUUAUUUUUACAUUAACAACGCUUCGCAAUUCGCUUAACAUGAAUAUUUCGUUUAAGUAGUUAGAUAGUAAAUUAAUUUCUUAUUUUAAUAAUUAAUUAAUAGUAACGGAAUUCCGGUGGUGUGACCAAUUUGCAAAAAAAAAACAAAUUAUAGAAGUUGAUUAAAAUUCUAAACGUUUCUACUGUAGGUACAACGAUUUACUGAUAUGAUUUAGUCGUUAACAAAACGUUUUGAAGAAUGUACACAUUUAUGAUUUACGAAAUUUCGUAAACUGGUCACACCGACGACAAUUCGCACUUAUCGAUUUCUAAUUUCCAAGCCUAAUAAGGACGGUUGGUUGUAAUUAAAAAGAAACAUAAAUAUAGUUUGUUCAUAUCACUAUAGUUUGAUUCGUAGUUGGAAUUUGUGAUAUCGUUUGUCUGGUAAAUCCUCGAGCACCGCGCAGUGCCCGGGGUGCUCCCUGGCGUCCGGGGCUCCGUGGCGAGUGCGACAUGAAGUUCGAGAAUAUUCUUCCAGUGUCCAAACGUGUCGUGGCCAAUGUUACCAAUUAAACCGUCGAUAAUAUAUAUAACAAAAAAAUCUAUAUAUGUAUUCAAAACAACCCAUCGUUCUUCAGCGAGAAUAAUUCUGUAAAGGCUGUAUGAUAGCUGAGAUAUCGACAUUCUUUGUAAUUUUUUUGUUGAAACUACAAAUUGUUUUCUCGCCCCGAACACAAAUACCCUCAAAAUACUUGUAACUUUUGUAUGUGCAUAUUUCGUCUAUAAGUUUGCGAUUCGAAUAAACUACAAGGGUCAAGAUUCAAGUAAGCAUGAGCACCGAGAUCGUACGUAGUUUGCAGUGCGUCCACAACUAACCAUUACUGCCGCAUCCCACCGCCGGCCCUAGUGUCGGGGGUGGGGUAGUGUUGUCCAGCCCUCUCGAUAUUCCAAACCUCAUGUCUGACUAUCGACGGUUCGCGUUUACCACCAAAACAUGCAUAAUAAUGUGAUUUUAAAACAAAUAUUCGCUCUACCGCGGUUUUAAAUCUGAUGAUAAGUUCAUAUGUAUCUUUUAUGUAUUUAUUGGUUUGCCGUAAAUUGACUCUGGAUACGCAUCUCGAUAUACGAAACGUUUCCAAAAGAGCAGUAAAUAAUAAAGCAGUAAUUUUUAUAAGAAGGUUAGAUGGGGACGUAUCAUCUGUGUGUUUGAUCAGGCGAGAAUUCUAAACGUGCAUAGUGCUGUUUCGCUUGCACUCACAGUAUGUGCGAGCGAGACGCACAGAGCUGUUCACAACAUGCCUUCGAAAGUACUCGUUUUAAUAUAAGGCUGUCAGCGCAAAAGUGGCCUAACCUACAAUUUUUCAUAUUCAUGCCUAUGUGUUAUAUAAAACAUCAUAAAUUUUGAUGCAAAACUGGCCUAUACCUAGUUUCAACCACAGAUAAUAAAUGGCUUUUAAACAUUAUUUUUGCGUGCGAAGCAGUGUAAAAGUAAAUUCAAACCUCGUUAUCUCCACACUAACUAUGGUAAGCUCAAGCCACUUUUGCGCUGACGGCCUCAUACAUUAUGUUAAAUAAAUUAAAAACGCCCACUAACGAUGACACGGUCAAGUGCUUUUAUCUAUGUAUCUCAAAUCAAACUUAAAUUAGUCUUACAACUACUGUUUAGCGUCAUUAGAGUUUAUAUUUUACAUAUAAAUGAUGAGAAUUAAUGCUAUUGUCAUUUUAGCUGUUUGAUAAUAAGCCACAAACAAAUUGUCACAUAGAUGAUAUUAUAUUUUCGUCUUGAGUUAUUUGAAAACUCACAAUAUUUAGAUAAUUUCUGUCAAAAUUAUUCUAUCAAUUCGAUUCUUAUUAUUCAAUUUAAAUGUUAUAAUUUUCGUUCUUUCUAAGAGUAUACAAUCAAAAAUAACAUGCUAAUGUUAUCUUAUUUCAGUUUCAUUUAUGGAGUUUACGCUUUACAGAGCAAUUUAUUGAAUAGCAUUAAUCCUCAUUAUUUACGUAUACUAUGAAUAGUAACAACUAUUUCAAAGCUUGUAAAAUAUGUCGAUGUUUUAAUUUUAACCUUAUCGAUAAAACUGCUUGCCACAUUGAACUUGUGUUGUGCUAUUUGAGGACGAAAAUUGUAACUAAAAUUAAUUCCCAAACUGACUGUAUACGAUGCAAAUUAAAAAAAUAGAUAUGUCUUAACGGUAUAGCCUUUUUGGAUGGAAAGAAUUUGCCUGUAACAACAGCAGGUAUAGCCUUUUUGGAUAUUUGCUAUGUUUCGGUUAUUGGCUGUUUGUUGGACAAUGUAAGUGAUCGGAAAUCUGUGUAAUAUUUGAUUACUAUACGAGGUGACUAGCACCGCCAUGUGAUGCGAUAAGUUUCUCAGUAACUGCAUUAAUUUCUAUUUUGUUUAUUUUAGACGUUAAGUCAUCUGUGGCAUUACAGCUUUCACGAAAAGAACGAAAAAGUCUUAUGUUAUUUUCGUCCUCAUAAAAGCUAUAAUUUUAUCAAUUGAAUUGGUGUUCUCUUUCUCGCUUAACAUUAACUGAACGCUCGUGAGAGAGACAGAUAGUUUUCGGUUCGUUAUAAACGUUUUUUGUUUGUUUAAAAAUAGGGAAGGACUACAUUAUGUCGAUGUUUUUUUUUUUUUUUUAUACGAUUGUCUUCGCGUCUCUGUAACGUAACGAGUUAGUUUUUAGCGGCUAGUUGUGGCCGAUAAGGGACGAUAACUUUUCUCGACACAUUAAACAGGAAUUUAAUAAAACUGGGUGAUCUCAAAAGCUUAUUAUUUUUGAUGUUUAACUCAUCUUCCUUAGUAUCUAUAGUAUUCGUAUUAGUCACGUCACCAAAAGGACAAUAUUGCAAAUUGUUUUACUGUAAAGAUAGAAUUGUUUUUUUUUAAACAUCGAUUCAGAAAUAAUUUUUGAAAAUCAAUAAAAAUCCUCUUUCAAAAUCGAUGAAAUGUUUGAAAGUGAGAUAAACUGAACGCAUUAAAAAUUUGAAUCUAACAAAGGUGGUCCCGUCUCGCGCCUCUGUAGACAUGUGAAAGUACUUGUGUUUGGUAUGUAGUUCGUUAUUUUUAUAACAAUAAAAUUAUCGAACAUU